Molecule: messenger RNA, 2825 nt
Organism: Dalotia coriaria
Lineage: Eukaryota; Metazoa; Arthropoda; Insecta; Coleoptera; Staphylinidae
Product: transcription factor ATOH8-like
Exons: 2
Coding region: 1375-2304 (309 amino acids)
Biological process (GO): axon development; positive regulation of transcription by RNA polymerase II; sensory organ development
Cellular component (GO): nucleus
Molecular function (GO): protein dimerization activity; E-box binding; DNA-binding transcription factor activity, RNA polymerase II-specific
Source: RefSeq, a predicted model, not a curated record
GGAUCGCGCGCAUUGAUUUAUCGCGAUUAUUAUACCUUAUUGCUCGCACUUGUUACGCGACCAUGUGGCGCACCGUCGUCGGCCAGCGGCCGGCGCAUCUCAAUCACAUGUCGCGCCGCCGCUGAAUAUUACGAAAUCAGCGCGCGAGUCGAGGUAUGAAAUAAUUACGACGAAUUCAAACGCGCCGCAACAUGCGCCAGAUGUUGUCCGAUGUGUGUACCUAAGCAUUUAUUUUUCUUUGCAAAUCAAAGAUUUCGCGAUGAAGAAAUUUUUAUGAAUCGUAAAUUUCAAUUCGAGUGGUAUUAGUUAGGAUAAGUAAGUAAGUAGGUACUUGAAAUGGCUUUUCUUGUGCGAAUCUUCGCAGAAGUGGCGAGGUACUUGAAAAAGUUGCGGGCGGUGCACGCGGCGAUAAUUACAAUUAUUUGCUAGUUCGGGGAACAGUUCCAGCUAGACUCCGUCGGUGACAUAAGCAGGCGUAUUUACGCAUAUUCUCAAGUGGCCGGUUAUUAAUACGAAUCGAAAGUCAAUUUGCAUUUUAUGCGCCGCACGGACCUCGAUUGUGUCUUUGGGUGCGAGCCACUCGAGAGCGCAUUGUGUUGGCAGAGGGCACCCCUCGGCGAGGCACUUGAGAUGACAAUUGCCGGACAAAAGUUAAGCGGGCCCGGCUUAGGCGGACACCCCAGGCACGUUAAGCCGUCUUACGUGUUUCGGAUCAGCUUGCGCGCCAGUGGGAAGUGUCGGAGCGCUGUCGAAAUGCAGAUGAGCGCGCGCGUUGAGAUGGCACGGAGUGUCGGAGUGGUGUCGGCGGGUGGCGUAUUGUAUGGCACCUGUGCCGCGCGGCCGCGGCGCUGGCCGCAUUCUUCACACCACGACGGGCGGGCUGGUCGGGUGGGCGCGGGGUGCGGCGGCGGUCGCAUCGUCCGGCGCGGCGACUAGACAGGCGCCAGUCCGACUCGGCGCCACCGACUCGUCUCUCCGCCUCUGUGUGUGCGCGUCGGCUACCAGAGCCCGCAUUGUCUUCCGUCUCGCUCGCAGCACUUGCCGCGCGCCUGCUUCGCCUCCUCGUGCGGCUGAGAAGUUGAACGGCUCUCGCACGGCCAGGACGGCGCGACAACUGCGACCGACCGCCCGUACGGCGGCCGCGUAUUGUUGCCCCGCUGCCGGCGGACGCCGCUGCCAGUCGCGCUUCGGACUCAAGGAGUCGUCGACUACGGCCGCAGAACGCAUCCGCAUCGCGAGCCGCACGCAUCGGGGGCGCUUCGAAGAGUUCGCUAACUUUUGCGCAGGAUACACUUAUCCUCAGUGCUGUGUGCUUACACGUUCACCUGUGACUUUAACAACCACGAUUAGUUCUAAACGAAGAAGUGGAUUAUUAUGACGAAUGGAAAUAACAGAAACACUUUUCUAGCUGGAAUCGCAAUGGAUUUAAUUGAUAACAAUCCGCACUCCCCGACUGAUAGCAGCGAGGAUUCGGUGGAGGUGAAAGUUGAGGCGAUUGCAUUCCGCUCCAAGCGGAAGUUGACUGAGCCGCGCCGCCUCCAUGACGGUCCCCUGAAAAAACGCGCAUGCAUUCGCGCCGAAGACACCGCACCUUUCCGACCAUGGAGUUUAUCGCCACCCAAAUCAACUUCUUCAUCCACAUCGCUUUCACCAUCAGCAACGGUGUCCCUAAUGCCUUCACCCGAGGUGUCGGCGCCUCCACCAAGACAGUAUUUUCGUCCACCAUCACCGCCUCCGCAAGAAGCGCGUAUUCUCGCGCCACCUCAACCAAUUUCACCCCCGCAAACAAUCCGGAUUCCUAUUCAUCCCAAACACUCCGCAACCUCCGGUGAGACGGACGAGGCGUUGAGCGCCUCCGGAGUCCAGUUCCCAAAGUUAAAAGUGCCAGUUUCAAAAAGUACCAUUAAGGAUAUUAAGAAGGAGAAAGCCGUCAAGCCUUCACAGGACCUGGAAGGUGAAGAUGAUCAUAUGUUGGAUGAUGCGUAUGCUACAUCCAAGGAUAAUCAGCGUAAAGAGCAGCGCAACUAUAAAAAUAUGACUCGGGAGCGGCGAAUUGAAGCAAACGCCAGGGAGCGCACAAGAGUUCACACAAUCAGCGCUGCGUUCGACACACUGCGACACGCCGUGCCAGCAUAUUCGCAUUCGCAAAAAUUGUCCAAAUUAAGCGUGCUGCGAAUCGCCUGCAGCUACAUCAUGACUCUCUCGAAUCUCCUGGAGGAUUCUCCCGACGUUGCAGAGAGUGUUGAGAACGUCAGUCGGACGAUACAACGCGAAGGCAAACUGCGCAAGAAAAAGGACGAGUAAAUCCUUAUAGUCACUGCAACACAAUCCUUUCGUAGGACUUGUAAGGACGGAACUCUUGCUCUUGCAGCGCUGGUGCGAUAAAGAUGUUUUUGAACUGUCGUCCUGAAUGAUUCAUGUGCCAAACUUAACUGAAAUGUGAUUUAUCGCCUACUGAUACCAAUAUUAAUGAACACUCAUUAGUAAGAGUACAAAUGACGGAAGAAUGUUUAGAUGCAGCUAUAUUUACGGUGGGAUGUAGGAUUUGUAGGCAGGAGACUACACGAGCGAAGACUUAAGUAAUUGAUAUUAUACUCAGUCAUAGAUUAAGACGGAAUUUAAGUUAAUUUUUUUAAGGAAUUUGUAAUGAUUUUUGAUUAAGUUGUUAACAUCAUCCUGCGGGAAUGCAGGUGAUUGUUUUGGAAUACUAAGUUCACGCGUUGCUGGCGGCAUUAGACGUUGGUAACAUUUUUUUGUUCAUAGGUCUAUUUUGUAAAUAUUCUUACAGUUUGUAAAUAAAAUAUUUAUUAUUUCAUUAUGAAGAA